AUGUCAGGGGCAGAUUCCUCUAAUGCAAAUAGUGCAGAACAAGAUUUGGUAAGAAUGGAAACCGAUCCUCAAAACUCACACAAUAUUAGUGAGGAAGGUCAUGAAACACUCAAUCAAGAGGCUGACGAUGACCAACAAGCUGAAAAUAGAGAAGAUGGAGAUGGCGAAAGUGGGCAGCCAGGUACGGAGGAGGCUGAAGAAGGCAAAAGAGCAAAAAAGUCUAAAGCUUGGGAUGACUUUCGAGAGGUUGUAGUAAAAGGAAAAAGAAAGGCAGAAUGUAUUCACUGCCUAACUAAAUUAGCCCGGACUGCAACGGGGACCACUUCCAGUAUGAUAAGACAUAGCAACUCUUGUGUGAAGAGAAAGAUUCAUUUAAGACAAUUAUCACAAGCUUCUCAACAAUCAGUGCUCAAUUUUCCACCGGCUGAUGCAGCUAUAUUUCCUAUUCCUCCACUAUAUUCUGGGAAGUUUGAGAUGGAGGUGAUGAGGGAGGCAGCUGCUAAAUGGGUGUUGAUGCACGAACACCCAUUUAGCGUUGUAGAGGAAGAGGGAUUCAACUACAUGCAGAAACUAGGAAUGCCGGAGUGGAAAAAAUUUACUCGUAAUACUUGUAGAGCUGAUUGUGUGAAGAUUUAUGAAACUGAGAAAAAGAUAUUGAAAAAUCAGUUGAAGGAUGUUGAGAAAAUAAGUUUAACCACUGAUUUGUGGAAGUCCAAGAACCAGAAAAUCGAGUAUAUGGUGAUCACAGGGCACUGGAUUGAUUGUUCUUUGAAGCUACAAAAAAGAGUCUUGAACUUUAUCAAUCUUCCUCCACCUCGAAGAGGUAUUGACAUUUCGGACGCUCUAUUCAAAUGUGUCAAAGAGUGGGGCAUCGAGACCAAAAUUUUUACAAUUUCGGUCGACAAUGCCUCAGCUAAUGAUGUGGCUGUCCGGUUACUAAAGGAUACGUUUUCGAGGUGUAACCCCUUAGCUUGUGGUGGCAAAAUUUUUCAUGUUCGAUGCUGUGCUCAUGUGCUGAAUUUGAUGGUGCAAGAUGGUCUCGGGGAGAUUGUAGACAUAGUAGAAAAUAUUCGUGACAGUGUUGACUUUGUAGGCCGAAGAGAAAGUCGACAAAUUUUAUUUUCAGAAAUUGUGCAGCAGCUUCGACUCCCCGGAAGAAAGCUUAUUCAUGAUUGUAGGACACGGUGGAACUCUACAUUCGAGAUGUUGAACUGUGCAAUCAAAUUCAAAGAGGUUUUUCCAAUGUAUCGAGAACGAGAUGUACAAUAUUAUUGCUGUCCAUCCGAAGAAGAUUGGGAGAAAGUUGAAAAAGUAUGCAGCAUUUUAGAGACAUUUUGGGCAACUACGAACAUCAUCUCAGGUAGCGACUAUCCAACUUCAAAUUUGUUUCUUCAAGAAGUUAAGAGAAUAAAGCUAGUUUUGGAUAGUAAGGCUAAUGAUGAUGAUGAUUUCGUAAGAGCAAUGGUGAGAAAGAUGAAAUUCAAAUUUGAUAAGUAUUGGGGAGAAUGUAAUCUAUUAAUGGCUGUGGCUGCUGUCUUAGAUCCCCGACAGAAAAUGACUGCUAUAGAAUAUUGCUUUCCUAAACUUUUUUCCCCUAGUGAAGCUCAGCAAAAUAUUGAAAAGGUUAGAAAUGCUGUCUUUGAAUUAUACAAUGAAUAUUUGCAAGCAAAUGAACUUCGUGAGAGUGGAAAUAAAAAGGAUUCUCAGGUUUCUUCAAGUAGUGUUUCUGAAAGCAGUGCUUCUGGUUCGGAUUGA
Molecule: messenger RNA, 1755 nt
Organism: Coffea arabica (coffee)
Lineage: Eukaryota; Viridiplantae; Streptophyta; Magnoliopsida; Gentianales; Rubiaceae
Source: RefSeq, a predicted model, not a curated record